GCACAUUACCGAGACCGGUCCUCCAGAGAUGUGAGGGGAGUUUAACACUACAGCUGUUUUUUUUUCAUUUAGCCAAAACAAACAACAAACGACACGGAGAGUACAUCUGGAUUAUAUCACAGCGAGCAGCAUCCAACAGGUCCACAGAGGAGCAACAGCAGAUGAACCUGAUGAGGUCCAGUCAGCUGAGCAAAGAGGAGUGACCGCUUCAUCCUCUCCUUGUUGCACUCCGUCGAGAGGCCAGUGAGGCUGAAGAGGCGUUCCUCCGGCCCGCCUCUUUCUGUCACCAUUUCUUCUCUUGAGUCGGUCCCCCAAAGCGUUUCAAAACUGUUUCUCCAACGCUUUUUCCAGAAACUCAGACUGUUUUCCAAAGCAGAAGCAGCACAGCCCUCCCAGACUGAGGUGAUGGGAAGCGUGCGAGCCAGCCGCUACAGCAUUGUGUCAUCAGAGGAGGACGGCAUGAAGCUCGCCACUAUGGCGGUGCCUAACGGCUACGGGAACGGCAAGAGCAAAGUGCAGACGAGGCAUCAGCCGCAGAGCAGAUUUGUAAAGAAGGACGGUCACUGCAACGUGCAGUUCAUCAAUGUGAGCGAGAAAGGUCAGCGCUACCUUGCUGACAUCUUCACCACGUGCGUGGACAUCCGCUGGAGGUGGAUGUUCAUCAUCUUCUGCCUCGCCUUCCUGCUGUCGUGGCUGUUCUUCGGCUGCGUGUUCUGGCUGGUGGCCAUCUUGCACGGUGACUUAGACAACAACAACCCCAAGAAGUGCGUCUCUAACGUCAGCACCUUCACCGCCGCCUUCCUGUUCUCCAUCGAGACCCAAACCACCAUCGGCUACGGCUACAGAUACGUGACCGACGAGUGCCCCGUCGCUGUCUUCAUGGUGGUUUUCCAAAGCAUCGUGGGUUGCAUCAUCGACGCCUUCAUCAUCGGCGCAGUCAUGGCUAAGAUGGCGAAGCCCAAGAAGAGGAACGAGACGUUGGUUUUCAGCCAUAACGCCACAGUCGCCAUGAGGGACAACAAGCUCUGCCUGAUGUGGCGAGUGGGCAACUUAAGGAAGAGCCACCUCGUGGAGGCGCACGUCCGGGCUCAGCUUCUGAGGUCCCGGACGACAGCGGAGGGGGAGUACAUCCCCCUGGACCAGAUGGACAUAGAUGUCGGCUUCGACAGCGGAGUGGACCGCAUCUUCCUGGUCUCCCCGAUCACCAUCGUCCACGAGAUCGACGAGGACAGUCCCUUCUAUGACAUGAGCAAACAGGACUUAGAAACCUCUGACUUUGAAAUCGUGGUCAUCCUGGAGGGCAUGGUGGAGGCGACCGCCAUGACCACACAGUGCCGCAGCUCCUACGUCGCCAGCGAGAUCCUCUGGGGCCACCGCUUCGAGCCGGUGCUCUUCGAGGAGAAGAACUACUACAAGGUGGACUAUUCCCGCUUCCAUAAGACAUACGAGGUGCCGAGCACGCCUCUGUGCAGCGCCAGAGACCUUGCAGAGAAAAAAUACAUCCUCUCAAACUCCAACUCUUUCUGCUACGAAAACGAGAUGGCGCUGGAGAACAAAGACGACACCGACGAGGGGAACGGCGGCAGCGUGGGGCCCGACGGCACCCAGACAGACAACAUCUCAGAGAACGAACACAGCCAGGCCACGGUGCCGCUAGAGCCCCGGCCUCUGAGGCGAGAAUCCGAAAUAUGACUGCUGAGACGUCAGACCUCUCGUGAGGGUUUGUCUGAAAUCACCUCUCUGCUUCUGAAGGCGCAGCGAGCCGAGCUGAGCCGGGGGUAGAGGACGAGCGGAACGGUACUGCUGUGGAGAGCGGCGAGGGUUUAGGACUUUGUAUGUAGGAGUCAGUCUGAACUUUGACUACAUACAGUAUGACAAAACAUAGCACUACCAUGGACCCAUGUGCAUUUUGAGGAAUUCUCAAUACAGUCCCCAUGAAUGUUUGCUCGGGCGUCCGGUGACCGCAGGACGACGGAGAGUUGUGAAGACUUGAAAAUUGCAGGCAUGUCUCGGUUUGUCUGUCCGGCUUGAACAAUAUGCUUUCUGAGAGGAGGUGUUUGAUAGAUAGAACAUGUUCUUAAGUGCUGCUAGACAAUAGUUGAAGUAAAACUUGUACUGUUUCUGUAGAACCAAAGAGUACACUAAAAGGUUUGAUGUCUGGAACAAAGACGGUACAGUAGAGUAUUUGUUCAGGAGCUGGUCUCAUUGAAGACAUCAGAGUCUAAACUUUUCUGUAGGUCGACAUCUUUGUCCUUUUAUUUUUCCUCUCAUAUCACAGCACUGACUCUUUUCUCUGACUGUUCAUUGCUGGUUAGACUGAUAGACACAUGCCUGCUCGUGCUGAGAGACGGAGCGGGGGCAGUAUUAACGUCACGGAGCUGACCGGGGGGUUUAAGAGAAUCUGAAUGUUCUUAAAGUGCUGCUAUGAUGUUGCUUUUUUUAACGUUUGAUAAAAAAAUGCCAAAGAGUAUUAUUAUCAUAGUUACAAGUUUCUGAGAUAAGACACCUGGAUAGAUUUGGUACAGAGAAGUAGUACAUGUAGGGAGUUUUUCCAAAGGUUUGUUUUUUUGGAGAAUGUGUGUACAGUUUAUCACUUUUUACAUCCUUAUCUUGAGCCACUUCAACAAGCCUUAAUCUGGAAGUUCAGUUAAAUCAACUCGAGUGGCGAAGGCUUUACUGUAAAAGAGCACAAGAGUCACGAGCUCUGCUUCUGGCUGGACUGAAGGGAGAAUGUAAUCUGUGUGUCUGAUGCAUUCUGGGAGGAUUUUAACAUCAACUUGGGAUAAUAAAAAUGGGAUGCACCUCCUUUUAGAUACCUGAAUCAAAAAUGUUAAAUUUGCACCUUUUAAUCCAGCCUUCUUUAUCAUCAACACUACUUGAGUCUUCGUUCUCUGCUGCAAAGCUCUCCAUCACAUGAGAAUGUAAGAUCUGAUCUCGGUGCAGACGGAGGCGUGCUGCACGAGAGUUUGCAUCAACGCCAUUUUUAAAAAAAGAGAGGAAAAAGAAGUGACAGAUCCAACAUGUGUAAAUACCUCCCUUCCCUUUUUGCAGUUAUUUUGUAUCAGUCUUCCAAAUGUACUGCAAAACAAAGGAAUGUACAGAUUUUUGUAUUAAUAUUAUUAUUAUUAUUAUUGUACAUGUUAUUAUUAUUGCUCCUUUUUCAAUAAAAUGUCAGUGGACAAUCAGAA
Notolabrus celidotus (New Zealand spotty) is the source of this 3188-nucleotide messenger RNA. RefSeq names its product potassium inwardly rectifying channel subfamily J member 2a (gene kcnj2a). NCBI's taxonomy places the organism in Eukaryota, Metazoa, Chordata, Actinopteri, Labriformes, Labridae. The transcript is spliced from 2 exons. Gene Ontology annotation, molecular function: inward rectifier potassium channel activity. Gene Ontology annotation, biological process: potassium ion import across plasma membrane; regulation of monoatomic ion transmembrane transport. Gene Ontology annotation, cellular component: plasma membrane. Bases 406 to 1692 code for a protein of 428 amino acids. The record is from RefSeq and is a predicted model, not a curated record.